Procambarus clarkii (red swamp crayfish) is the source of this 2292-nucleotide messenger RNA. Lineage: Eukaryota; Metazoa; Arthropoda; Malacostraca; Decapoda; Cambaridae. The record is from RefSeq and is a predicted model, not a curated record.
ACCAGACGAGUGAGGUUCCGGCUGCCCCGGGAGGCCGUCUCUUGUCUCACCCUAGUUCUGAACUGUCGGUUUCUGUUAGCAUGGGAGCAAGAACAUACAAGAGGUACACAACCCAGUUUAAGUUAAGAGUCAUCAGCUACGCAGCAAAAACAAAUAAUUGUGUUGCGGCAAGAAAGUAUGGAACAUCAGAGAAGGCCGUCAGAGACUGGAAAAAAAUUUCAGCGCAGCUCAAGGAAAUUAAUAGGAAUGACAAAGGAAAAGUGCCAACAAAUUGGCCAGAACUGGAGGAGCAUGUUGCAGACUGGGUUAACGAACGUCUCCAGAAUGGCCACGGCAUUUAUCGUGCCUCCAUCCGACCCUAUGCUCUCAAAAUGGCAAGGAAAUGUGGCAUCACAGAUUUUAUGGCCACUACUGAAUGGUACUCAAGAUUCAUGAAGAGACACAACUUUGUAGGAUUAAAACGCUCAUAUGGUGUGAGGAGGAAGUCUCCAGAGAUGGGUGAUUUUGAAUCACCCGAGGUAAACGACACUCACUACAAACGGAAUACUGAGGCGACGAGAAACUUCCUAAAAAGAAUGAAACGGAGACAUUGUGUGCCUUGUAGGCCUCUAUCUUUGGCAAGAAGCCAUCAGCAUAUAAGGAAGUCAAAAUACUCCAUUGAGUUUAAGCUAAAGAUAUGUGAUCUUUUGAGGAAGGGAAAGACCCAGAUGUCUAUAGCCCGCCAGUUCCAGAUGAACCAGCCCACCAUUUGUAGCAUUAAAAAACAAGAACAUAUUUUAAGAAAAGCUUUGGUCGAGGGCAGGUUUGCCAGCAGUGAAACACCGCUCAAAGUUACACGCCUCUGGGAGAUUGAGAAUGCCCUUUACUUCUGGAUACAAGAUCAAUACACAAAAGGCAUUCCUGUCGAUGAUGCCAUGAUUUGCAAGAGGGCUACUGAGAUUCACGCAGACAUGGAACAAGGGGAUGGCAACUGUAACACAUUCAUAGCUUCAGAUGCUUGGCUGAGGCGCUUUAGGAAGCGGCACAACCUGCGACUAAAGAAGAGUACGGAUCCUACUGCCGCAUCGUCUCGCUGUGCCACUGACCACACUGAUGCAUUGUCUUUUCGUGCCAAGUUUGCAGCUAUCAUCAAUGAGGAAGGAUAUUCUCCAGAGCAGGUGUUCAUGGUAGGUGAGACUGUCCAUUUCUGGAAGCAUCUUCCCGCCAAGACCUUCCUGAUGGAGGAGGAAAAGGCUGCUUCAGGUUUCAAGGCCUCCAAUGAGUAUAUGACUUUGUUGUUCUGCUCAAAUGCAGCGGGGGACUUCAAGCUGCCUCCUCUGCUGGUGUAUCGAUCCCUUUGUCCCCACGAACUCGAGAACGUUUUCAGUCUACCUGUAGUAUGGCGAGCUAACAGCAAGGCUUGGAUGACAUCGGCGAUCUUUACUGAUUGGUACCAGCAUAACUUCAUUCCUGCCGUGGACAAGUACCUGAAGUCGAGAAACCUGCCAAGUAAAGCCAUCUUGUUUGUUCACAGUACUCCCAGUCACCCACAAACCCUGAAGGGCACUGUUGAUGGUGACGGAUACCGCCUCGAGUUCUUCCCGCCUGACACCAGCUCUCUGCUGCAGUCGCUCGACCAAGGAGUGAUAGCACAGAUCAAGAGACUGUACACCAAGCAGAUACUAUGGGAUAUGCUUUUGUAUGUUGAAGGCAAAGGUAAUAGUAGAAAAGAAGUAGUUGAAUUUUGGAAAAAAUUUAGCAUUAGAAGUGCUAUCUCCAUCAUCACAGACUCCUGGGAGAAAAUCACCUCCUCAAGUCUUAAUGAAGCAUGGGAGAACCUGUGGCCUGAAAUUAUGUCUCAGUUUCAUGGUUUUCCUGACAAGCAGAAAGAGAUACGCAGUAUUGUGGAGAUUGCUAACAGCAUCCCUGGGGAAGGGUUUAGUGACCUGGUGGCUAAGGACAUUGUGGAGCAUCUGGAGAGUCACCGCAACAUUAUGACUCCAGAAAACGCCCUCGAGCUGACUGCUGGAGAAAUUGAAGGAGAGGAUGUAAAUGCCGAAGCUGUUCUCCCAUUGCAGGUGCCUUCAACGGCGAUGAGGCAGAUUGUAGAAUAUAUGAACUCUGGUCUCAAAAUUGCUAAUGGUGACCCCAAUUUUAAACGAGCUUAUGAAGCUAUCCAUCACAUUAGGAAAGCCUUUGAAGUUUAUGGCAAGACAAUCAAUCGAUGCUCGUUCUCAAGAAAAGUAACUUAAGAUUUUGAUAUGCCAGAUUUUUUUAUAUUCUCUAAAUAAAACUUGAUUUUACAAUACAAUA